GAUUUCAAAACUAGUAAAACGUUUUAAAUGCAAGGCAUUUUUACCUGUAGUGCAUGUGCAUGCUAUCGUGUUCCAAUCUCAACAAACUGUAGAAACUACGCCGCUUUAGAAAGCCCAACCUACAUCGUGUUCAAUCAUACUAGGAAGCAUCACAACAAAACAAGGUCCCGAUAAAGUCGACUUAAUAAGGAACAGAUGCUUCGGGUAUAACAUUAAUCAAGUUACAAUUAAUGGAUUUGAACUGACGAUUAAGAAAGCCGUGUGAUGUUUAAGAGAGGCGAUUUUUGUCGGUUUCCGUAUAAUUUUUGUACAGCAAAAUGUCCUCCUAAUGUUUUGAUUCUAAAUACCUGUUUUAAAGGAAAGUGUCAAUCACGUCAGAAUUAAGUGCACCGAUUUCUAAAUAAUUGGCCGAUCGAAUUGAUUUUUUAAAUUAUUUAUGAAAUUAAUAGCUAUUAAUAAGAAUCCGAUAUCCUACCGCGCGGAUCCCGCUGAAUUUGACGCCUUUCUGGGACUGCCUAAUCACUCUCAUUAAACGGUGAGGCGGAAUCUAAUAACAUAAAGGAAUCCGGCCAGGGAAAAUAAAAAAAUAAAACUCGGUCACAUAAUUUCUUUUCUGAUAUUGCAAAAUCGAAAUUUGAUUUCUUAAAUUGUUGCAACGAAAAUUUCUUAUCUUAGUUGAACACGUUUUCCUAAGUGAAAGGUGGGAAAUUGAUAAGAAAAUUAAAAACAUCUUAUUCUUUUCACUAGGAGUUUUGUUUAGAAAUGACAAAUAGUAUUAUGAAUUUUUCAAUUGUCUUUCAAACUGUUGCAUUAACGUACUUCUGCAUCGUGAUCAACAUAUUACUUCGAAGUUCUUCCGCUGUUGAGAUUCGAACCGAGUCCAGUUUUCGCAGACCUAAUUUAACCGAUCGUUUUACAACUGACCGUUUGCUGCAGAUCCACGAUGGAAUAGAAUCCACCAUCCACUGUAGCGUUCUUUGUGUGGAGAACCCCCUCUGUGUGAGCUUUUUCCACUCACCCUCAGCGGCUCAAUGUAGAUUGCAUUCUUUCGUUGUUGGAAAUAUAACAGAGACAAAAACAGACAAUGGUUCCAUCUACUUUGUUCUAAAAAGAGGGAUUGGUUAUAUCGGGGAUUCCUGUGCUAUGGACUCGGACUGCAUGACCGGAAACUCCGAGUGUCGGGGAGAACAGUGCUGGUGUAAGGCCGGAUACAGCUUCAGUCCACGACUCUGGUCCUGUGAUCAAAAUUGCAUAGCUGGAUACGGCAAGUUCUACUCUCUUUAUAGUCGCCAUUUUCUCAAUGGACAAAACAGGGAAACACAUCUUAACGUGACAUUGACCCAAUGCCGUGACCUCUGUACCUCAGCUGUUGAUUUCGUCUGCAGAACAUUCGAGUAUGGGUACAAAUCAGAGAAAUGUUAUUUACAGGAAGUGACGUAUUUAGAUUUCCCUGGUGACUGGUAUGAGGAUGUCUACUAUCAUGAGUUUGAUUACUAUCAGAGGGAUUGCUUGUAAAAUUUGUAAUCUGACAUUUGUAUUUUUAGGGGUUUUUUUACUUAGGAUUGGUAGAUUUUCAUUUUGACACAAUAUUUUGUUGUCAAGAAUAUGGUUUAUUAACUAGGUUUUCCUGUUCCAUCUUAUGAAAUCCGUUAAACAUACCUGUUUUAUUUAUCACAGCUAAAAUUGUAUCCACAAUCCAUAUAAAUGCGUCUUGAAUAUUUAUAUGUAUUGCUUGUCAUAAAAAAUUGUAAUGUAAUUUCCAUUUCUGUUUGUAAAACGCCACAUAA
Messenger RNA from Magallana angulata, 1787 nucleotides. RefSeq lists its product as uncharacterized. The record is from RefSeq and is a predicted model, not a curated record. Lineage: Eukaryota; Metazoa; Mollusca; Bivalvia; Ostreida; Ostreidae. The transcript is spliced from 3 exons. Bases 763 to 1515 code for a protein of 250 amino acids.